AUGCAAAGCAGCCGUAAAAGUGUGACCUCGAAUGGAGUGAAAGAUUCGUACCAGUCAUCCUCUGCGAUGACAGCGUCGGAGGUUCAGGUGCAGCCGCCGGCGUUUCUGGAGAAACAGCGAUGGUACCAGUGUGGUCUACACGCCGUAAACAACUUGCUUCAAAGGCCGGUAUAUGCUGUGGAAGACUUCGAAGCGAUCGCGAGAGGAGUUUCGGCGAUAGUGCCGGGUAUACGACAUAAGGCGUGUCUCGGGCUCGGGUGCUAUGGUGCCGAAGUUGUUUGCGCUGCGGUUGCGCGCCAGGGUCUCUGCGUCGAUACCCUCAACUGUAAAAACACCGAUGUAGCGUUGCGGCGCCUGAGUGGCCCCAAUGUGGUUGGUUUGCUCCUCAAUGAAGUGGAAUCGGACCGACGGUGGUGGCAGCUAUGGCGCUCGCAGAGGCACUGGCUGGCAGCGGUUCGUCGUGCUACAGAGACCAACAGUUCAGCGUAUUGGUGGAUCAUCGAUUCGCAGAACUGUAACGGGCGUCCGCAAAAGCCCCUGGAUACGAGGGCCCUCGUCUCCUACAUAGUGCAGGAUAUGGUGGAAUGCGUUGUUUUCAUCGUCGAACGACGAAAUGAAUUGUAA
This is a messenger RNA of Cyanidioschyzon merolae strain 10D, 624 nucleotides long. RefSeq lists its product as hypothetical. Gene Ontology annotation, molecular function: cysteine-type deubiquitinase activity. Bases 1 to 624 code for a protein of 207 amino acids. The record is from RefSeq and is a predicted model, not a curated record. Lineage: Eukaryota; Rhodophyta; Bangiophyceae; Cyanidiales; Cyanidiaceae. Gene Ontology annotation, biological process: protein deubiquitination. The transcript has a single exon.